UCCUAAAAUGUUUGAAACUCAUAAAGUGCUAUAACAAGAAAGAUAUUAUACAAGAGGCUGUCUUUAAGUCUCAAUUAAUCUACGCUGUCUUAUUUUAAAAAGGUUGGGCUUGGAAGGCAUCGUAUUAACAAUGGCUCUUUCUCUACACACGGUAUUUCUCUGCAAAGAGGAAACCAUCAGUUUGUAUGCCAAAUCACCAUGUAAUGAAAGGUUUCACAGGAGUGGACUAGCUCCCGUGAGUAUAGUUAUGAUGAAAAUUCGAUCUAACCAUGGAUAUUACAAAUACUUCCGGUGGUUUAAAUCUUAUAAGCUGGACUCUAGAUAUUCAACUCCAUUAUCACAUUGUAAAGAGAAAUCUCCAAUAUAUAGGAUCAAUGCAAGUUUUGAGGAAACAGUAAGAUUUGAUGUUAGAAGGGGUGCAACUUUGAUUUUUCAAAGGCAAUGGAGGCAAUUCGUUCAACUGGCUAUUGUAUUGGUUUGCACAUUUGUUGUCAUUCCCAGGGUUGAUGCUGUUGAUGCUCUUAAAACUUGUACAUGCUUACUCAAAGAAUGCAGAAUUGAACUAGCAAAAUGUAUAGCAAACCCAUCUUGUGCAGCAAAUGUUGCCUGUCUCCAAACAUGCAACAACAGACCUGAUGAGACUGAAUGCCAGAUAAAAUGUGGUGACUUGUUUGCAAACAGUGUUGUGGAUCAGUUCAAUGAGUGUGCAGUUUCACGAAAGAAAUGUGUGCCACGUAAGUCUGAUGUGGGUGAAUUUCCAGUCCCUGAUCCUGCUGCACUGGUCAAAAGCUUCAACAUGAAAGAUUUUAGCGGGAAGUGGUACAUAACAAGUGGUCUAAAUCCUACAUUUGAUGCCUUUGAUUGUCAACUGCAUGAAUUCCAUACAGAAUCUGAUAAACUUGUAGGGAAUCUGACGUGGCGUAUAAAAACUCCCGAUGGCGGAUUCUUUACUCGAUCUGCUGUGCAAACAUUUGUGCAAGAUCCAAACCUUCCUGGAGUUCUUUAUAAUCAUGACAAUGAGUUUCUUCACUACCAAGAUGACUGGUACAUUUUGUCUUCCCAAAUAGACAACAAACCAGACGACUAUAUAUUUGUAUAUUACCGUGGGAGAAACGAUGCAUGGGAUGGAUAUGGUGGAGCAGUGAUAUACACAAGAAGUGCAACAUUGCCAGAAUCCAUUGUUCCACGGCUGCAGGAGGCAGCUCAAUCCGUAGGGCGCAACUUUGACACUUUCAUAAGGACUGAUAACACUUGUGGGCCUGAACCGCCUCUUGUGGAGAGACUAGAAAAGACAGCCGAAGUGGGUGAGAAGUUUAUCAUAAAAGAAGCCGAAGAGGGUGAGAAGUUUAUUAUAAAAGAAGCCGAAGAGAUAGAAGAGGAGGUCGAGAAAGAGGUGGUGAAGGUUAGAGACACAGAAUUGACCUUGUUCCAACGGUUACUCGAGGGGUUCAAAGAAUUGCAACAAGAUGAACAAAAUUUCAUUAGGGAACUAACUAAAGAAGAAAAGGAAAUCUUGGAUUCACUUCAAAUGGAAGCCACCGAAGUUGAAAAGCUGUUUGGAGGUGCGCUACCCAUUAGGAAACUAAGAUAAUUUUCGACAUUUGAUUUAAGAGUUAAAGACAAUGCUCAAUUAUAUAAACUUAUGUAUAUAAGAAAAUUGAAGCCAAGAAAAUUAAAAGUUAUUUUUUGAACCUGCA
This is a messenger RNA of Erigeron canadensis, 1697 nucleotides long. RefSeq names its product violaxanthin de-epoxidase, chloroplastic. NCBI's taxonomy places the organism in Eukaryota, Viridiplantae, Streptophyta, Magnoliopsida, Asterales, Asteraceae. The transcript is spliced from 6 exons. The record is from RefSeq and is a predicted model, not a curated record. Bases 131 to 1591 code for a protein of 486 amino acids. Gene Ontology annotation, molecular function: violaxanthin de-epoxidase activity. Gene Ontology annotation, biological process: xanthophyll cycle.